CAGAAACAACUGGACUGGAUUCAAUCUUCAUUGUUAUCGGCCUGUGCUGUUCGAUUGGGGAUCUACUCCGGCCAAGAAUUCCGCCACCCCAUCACUUCCCUGAGUUUUCAAAUGAAUUUGUCCUGCCCUUUGGUUCCCUGGACGGAGGUGGAAGCAUCCGCCCUGCGUUCAGAACUCUUCCUCAAUCUCCUAUUUCGUAUUGGUCUCAUUCCUCCAUCCCCUCAGCCUGUCCUGUACCCUCGUAUCCCGCGUGAAUGGUCCCCGGACACUUUGUACAGUGUCGCCCUCCUUUUCGGACCCAUCGACCGGAAGAGGAUCGAGUUCGAUUUGACUCGAGUCAAUAAAAUCGAAUUAGACUUCCCCUAUUCACCUAUCAAUGAACUCGGAGACGAUACGUUUUCUUUUCGUUAUUCAACCCGCAGUGAAUUCCCUUUCUGUGAUACUUGUUAUUCGUACAAUUCGGUCCAAAUGAAGCCCUUGUCAGCAGAUCCCUAUCAGCCCUAUGUAAAACAAUCCUUUGAGUCUCGGUUACUUUCAGAAAAGAUUACUAUUAGUCCUAUCAGCAUCAGCGAUUUUCAUCCUUUCGACAGUAUCAGUACAAGCAGCUCGCUACAAGUUCACAAAUGCGAAUCGACAGAUGGCGAAGAGGAAACGGAAAAAUGCGGUUGAUUGGGUUAACGGAUUGGCAAUUCCCAAUGAGCUUGUCUUUUGGAAUCUAAUGUAUGGUCGUCGAUUGGUGUUUUGAAAACGUCAGGUGCCUGAUGCUUCAUAUCUGUAAUUACUGUAAUUCAAUUUGAUGCACGUAAAAACAUAUCCUGUUUUCAGAUGAUACACGAAACCUGAAUAGUAAUUAGAAGGAACCACAUGGUAUGUGAUCAACUUCAAACCAUAGGAAUUUUUCAAAUCCCUGACAUGAGGAAUGCACUUUCAAACAUGAAUGAAGCCAUAGGAUCUCACGAGCCUAAACCCAUAAUUAAGAAUGAAACCGCAAUUGCGAUCAAUAACCAAGAAGGAAAGCCUUAUGUCGAUAGUUUCUCUCCAAACCAAUAAUCC
Daphnia pulex (common water flea) is the source of this 1053-nucleotide messenger RNA. RefSeq lists its product as uncharacterized. Gene Ontology annotation, biological process: replication fork arrest; DNA replication checkpoint signaling; DNA repair. NCBI's taxonomy places the organism in Eukaryota, Metazoa, Arthropoda, Branchiopoda, Diplostraca, Daphniidae. The coding region runs from base 112 to 669 and encodes 185 amino acids. The record is from RefSeq and is a predicted model, not a curated record. The transcript is spliced from 2 exons. Gene Ontology annotation, molecular function: DNA binding. Gene Ontology annotation, cellular component: replication fork protection complex.